UCACUGUCAAAAACCUACUUUCAUUUUUUCGGUAUCUAUUGAGUGAGAAAAAGUACAUCGUGUUCCCGCAGAUUUUUCGGGAAAAUUUUCAAGAAAAUUUCUUAAUUUUUUUUCAAUAUAUUAUCGUAAGCGGGAAAAUAACACCGUAGAAAGUUUUGCGUCAAAAGAACGUUUGUCGUCCGAGUCCGGUUUUGCGGUUGUAAUCUGUACGCGCCGUCGUCGACAUCGCCGUCAACGUCAUCCUCUAUACCAAAAAAGCAACGGACGAACGCACCCCCUACGCUGCGCAGCUCUACUCUUCUCUCGCUGUACGUUGUUAAUUUUUCGUGGUCCGUAAGCUUGGCCAGCUGGUGUCAUCAUGCCUGGAGCCGGCACUUUUAAAUUGUUCAUCGGUAAUUUAGAUGAGAAAACUCAGGCAACGGAAUUAAAGCCAUUGUUUGAGAAAUACGGUACCGUUGUUGAAUGUGAUGUCGUCAAGAACUAUGGUUUCGUUCACAUGGAGACUGAAGAACAAGGCCGCAAGGCCAUUGAGAAUUUGAACGGGUACAUGCUAAAUGGCAACGGUAUUAAAGUUGAAGCCGCCAAGAGUCGCCGUGCACCCAAUACACCCACAACGAAAAUCUUUGUGGGAAAUCUAACGGAUAAAACGCGGGCACCAGAAGUACGUGAACUAUUUAAGAAAUACGGCACCGUUGUUGAAUGCGAUAUCGUCCGAAAUUAUGGUUUUGUACAUUUGGAUUGCGUCGGUGAUGUGCAUGAUUGUAUCAAGGACUUGAAUGGUCGUGUUGUCGAUGGUCAACCGUUGAAAGUGCAAGUAUCCACCAGUCGUGUGCGGCCAAAACCCGGAAUGGGUGAUCCAGAGCAGUGUUAUCGUUGCGGCCGUCCGGGUCAUUGGUCUAAAGAAUGUCCGCGUUUGUACGGAGGCAAUGUCGGUGGGCGAGACUUGCCGGGCGGCUACAGAGAUCGUAUGUACGGACGUGAUCCCUACCCACCACCGCCGCCACCACCACCAUUCUUGCGUGAUCGCAUUAUGGAUGGCUUUAGGGACUAUGAUUACUAUGAUCGCCGUUUCGAAGAUUCACGCGAUUUGUUCGAGCGUCGUUAUCAGGGAUCGCGCAUGCGCGAUUUCCCACCACCACCACUAUCGCGUCGUGAUCCCAUGCCAUUGCCACCUACGUUGAGUGGAAGUCUGAGGGGUAGCAGCUUAUCCAGAGGCUAUGAUAGUAUGUUUAGCCGCAGAUCGCCACCACCACCAUCGCGUAGUUCCAAUGGCAUGGGUCGCUAUGGCGGUUAUGAAGAUUUUAGCCGUGACUCGUUUGAUGACCGCAUGAUGUCGUCGCGCGGUAUGCGGGGACCUUCACCACCCGGUCGCCGUUAUGCACCGUACUGAGAUGAACUGUAUUAUAGUAAUAGUUCCAAAACCUCUAGACAUGGCACUAAAGAGGAAAAAAUAUUUCAUAACAGAUUUUUUGUUAUCAACUUUUGAGAGGCGUAAAUAUUUGUUUAUUAUUUCCUUUUAUGUUAAGUUAAUUUUAUUCGGACAUUCAUUGCCCCAAAAAUUGUUUAGGCAAUUGCGGAUAGUCCAUAGAUUUAGUUAUUAUUAACUACUGUCUUAAGUUCAGGCAACUUUCAAUUGACACGUGCAUUUGCAGGCCGUCAUCAACUUAUCACACCAACUUAUUGAAGCAAACCAACAAUUUAAAGUUUCUUAUGAUUAAAAAAUUUUGAUUGCUGCUUUACUUUGGAUAUAGCAUUAUAAUACCACUAUAUAUGAUACUUUUGAUUUUAAUUUGUUUAUAUUGGAAAUACUAGUUGCCUGUCUUAGCUUCUCCGUACCGCCCUCAUUUCCCCAGCCCAAUCCAUUGUCUUUUGUCGUCCACCAUGGUUUUUUGUGUGAAGCCAUAAAGUUCAUAGUUCUUUAUGUACUUGUCCAAAAUGAUUUCUCAUCUAGUUGUAUACGCAUUAUAUAUAAAGAAACAUCUUGAUGAAAUAUCUUUAAAGAAAAACAAACAAAAAAUAAUCUUGAAGUAUAUCAUAUUUUUUUAAGACGUAUUUAGUUAAUUAUGUUUAGAUUUUACUCUUCAAUAUGUAUCUUUAUGCACUUGCCUUCCCCCAUGCAUAUAAAUCUAUCAUUGAUUCUGCUGCGCUUUGGUUUAAAGGUAGUAUUAGUUACAUACACACAUACAGAGAACAAUUGAUGAACAUUUCUAAGAUUUACACUAUGUAAAUACAUACUACAUACAAACGUGUAUACAUAAAAAUAUGAUGGAAAAAUAAAGCCAUAAAAUAAAACACAAAUAUUUUUGUGACAAAAAA
Stomoxys calcitrans (stable fly) is the source of this 2316-nucleotide messenger RNA. It is a transcript of the gene lark, whose product is annotated as RNA-binding protein lark. The transcript is spliced from 4 exons. Gene Ontology annotation, molecular function: zinc ion binding; mRNA binding. Gene Ontology annotation, cellular component: cytosol. Bases 359 to 1390 code for a protein of 343 amino acids. The record is from RefSeq and is a predicted model, not a curated record. NCBI's taxonomy places the organism in Eukaryota, Metazoa, Arthropoda, Insecta, Diptera, Muscidae.